Messenger RNA from Betta splendens (Siamese fighting fish), 20210 nucleotides. RefSeq lists its product as uncharacterized. The record is from RefSeq and is a predicted model, not a curated record. The coding region runs from base 399 to 20210 and encodes 6603 amino acids. The transcript is spliced from 3 exons. Lineage: Eukaryota; Metazoa; Chordata; Actinopteri; Anabantiformes; Osphronemidae.
CAUUUUCUGAGGGUAUUACCGUCCUGAGCAGAUCUCAAGACUGUCUACAUAACUAAAUAACUAACUAACUAUAUGUGCUUUGUCUUCUAGGACUUUGGCCUUCCAUGGUGUAAUUUAGGUUUUUGUACACAACUGAAGAUAAAAUAAACUGAGAAAGAAGACAACUUCACAGCACGACGACCCAAACUGAACCCAACUUGGCAGAAGAAAACGUCAAGCAACAAUAUCGUGAGGUGACACUAAGCAAAAAAAUGAAACUCUAUACCUUAGGAUAAGACAGAACAUCAAAAAGAGGACAUCAACAGGCCGACAGCUGAAAAAACAUGAGCAGGAUUUAUUGAUAAAAAACUGACAAAUAGAGUAUAUUACUGACAAACAUCAGGAAACAGACGGCUGACAUGCAGAGUCAGAAGACGGCUAUUGAAAAGCAAAGAGAAGAGUUGGACAACCUGCUCAACAUGAUCAAGAAAGAAGUGAGAGAGUUGGAAGUAAUAAAUACUGAGACUGAGAUAAAGAAAAAACACCUGGUGAAAAUAAUAAGAAUGAGCAGAAGAAAAGAGAUGAAGACAAAUACUAAGGCUGCUAAGCAAAGUAUGGAAGAGGGAACAGAGCAGAAACCAGAGGUGGAAAUACAGGGCAGGAUUAAUAGGCAAAGGCCAAGUCAUGGGGAGUUUCACGGAACCAAAGAAAUAACUCAACCUAUCUCAGCAGAAGACAAUAUAGAGAUGCAGAGAAUGAUUUUGGAAAUAGAAGAGAUCAGAAGGAUGCUGCACAAGUUUAAAGAAGAUACAACUCUAAGCACUAGAAAGGAGACAACACAAAUGAAAUGGCUGAAUUUUCAUUUUAAAAAAGGGAAACAGAAGUUGGAGCAGUUCAUGGAGAAGACUACAAAAGAGAGAGAUGAGCUAGAAAUCAUAAAGAAAAGAACACAACAACAAAGGAAGGAGCUUGAACAGAAAUUGGAAGAUACUUUUAAAAGAAUUCUGACUAUAAGUGAGUUAACACAAAUGAGAAAGUUUGCUACAGAGAUAAACAACACCCGAGAAGAACUCCUAAAAACAAAAAAUGAAACACAAAACUACAAGGAAGAAGUCAAAAAAUACACAGACAAGCUGACAUCCAUGAAAACGCAGGUCAGCAGAUGGAUAUUGACAGAAUCUGCAAACAAGCCACUCUGUUUUUACCUGCAGAAACCAUCAAAAGAGAAAGACAUAAACUCUCUCAUAGGUCAAACAGCACCAAAUGCAACAAACAAAGAUGGAGCAGUACCUCAAAUAAAAGAAGGAGAUGAAGCAAUGGCUUUACAACAAUCUUUUACAGUGGAAGACCAAUAUCAAAGUGAAGAAACAAUAGAAGAAUGGAACACGCAAUCAAACUACAAGCAAGAUUUUGGAGUGGACUUUAAGGAAGAGCAGAAUUUGUUUUUACAAAUGCACAAAGACAUUCACGAAGAAUCACUGAUAGAUGAUAAAGUAAUAAUGCAUAAAACAGAAAAGGAACAAGUUAAAAAUCAACUCCUAAAAUUCAAGAACCAAAAGGAGGAAAUCAAAAAGGAAAUUAAGAACAGUAUGAAAAGCAUGAAGGGGAAACAUCAAGAAAUUGAUCAGCUCAUUAAAGAAAUAAAAGACUUUCAGAGACCAGAGAUAGAAACUGGGUUACAAACUGCAGGUAGGGAAAUAAAUAAUAUCGGCAUAGGGAAAGCUAGACUAAGAGGAAAAAUAGACAGUGACAUUUGGAGAGUAAAAAACAAUAUUUAUAAAGAACAAAUUAAAUAUGAACUCCAAAUGCAAGAAAGGGAUAAUGACAGUAAGGUGAAACAAGAAAAGAAACAUGAUUCUGAAUUGAUGACAGUGGAUGAUUAUAAAAAAAUAAUUCUUGAAUCAAAGGAGUUCCAUCCUGAGGUGACAGAUGGUUAUUCCAACAAAAAAGACACAGGAAUGGACACAGCUAGUCUACAAACACUCAGGACAGAAGUUUAUAAAACACAAAAAAUCAUGAGAUCUGUAAUUCUAAAACUUGACACCCAAAAAAGUGAAAAUGUUGGAAAAGAUUAUAAUCAACCUCAAGAUGGUGAAAUUGAGGGAUUGUUAGAGGAUGUUAAAAAGUUCCAAGAUAUUUUAAAAAUGGUGACAACUGAAGUGGUAAAAAAUGAGAUCUCUUUGAGAAACGAAAGGAGCAACAUAAAAUUUGAAGCAAAAAGACUCAAAAGAGACCUGGCUCAGAAGUUGGAGAAAAUUCUGUGUGAAAAAGAUGAAUUAGAUAUUUUUAAAAUGCAAAUAAAGAAACGAGCAGAAGCAAUUCAACAGAAGAUGGAGAAAAUGAACAAGGUUAAGAGUGCUGUGGAGGAAAUGGCUGUUAAGUCUAAAAUUAAGCAGGAAGACAUGAAGAUUAUUUUUAGGAAUACCCAAGAAAAGCUGAGACACUUAGAGGGGUGUAAUGAAAAGACUGAUGAUGCAAUACAACACCUACAAAACAGUUUUAUUUUAAUAACUAAAAGAAAAGUUCAAUUAGAAGAAACCUUAAGACUCAAAAAACAACAGGUCCAGGUGGAGGUAUACAAAGUAAAAAGUUUGAGGAACAAUAUCAAAAGUGAGACUAAGAAGCCUGGUGACAGAGUACAACCAAUAAAAAGAAAAAUAGGUCCAGAAAUAGACCUGUUGAAAUCAGAGUUUGGAAUAAAGAGACAAAAAUGCGGAAAGACAAAAGAAAAGAAAUUACUCAGGAAAGUGACCAGAAGGAAAAGAGGAUUAGAUUCAACCUUGAGACAACCAGGUAAAUUAGAACAACUAAAACCUGAGGAUCAGUGUAUUAAACAUCAAAUGAGUGAUAUCCAAUUAUUCAAACAGCAUACAUGGCUGGAAAAGCGUCAGAUAAUAAAGAUGAAUACAACUCCUGAUGAUUCAAAAGUUAUAUCUUCUGUUUUUGACCUUGAAAUCAUUAGACAAAAAAUUCAUUCAAAUUUGGAGGUAAUAAAAAAGAACACUGGACUACUAGCUGAUGUAAAUAUCCAUUUAGAAAAACAAAGAGAAUGUCUCCAAAACUUAAAAGAUCACAGUAAGGCCAUAAUAAAAUGCAUGAUAAGGAACAAAGAAACUGUUAGGGUCAAAGCAGAAAAGAAUGAGGAAGACAACCGCCAAAAAGAAAAACAAAAACUUGAAAACACACUUGAGGCAAUACGAAGAGAAAAAAAAGAGAUGGAAGUGCUGAAGGCUGAGCUGGACUUCACAAAAAAAGAAAAUCAACAAAUGAUGAGACGAGGUAUUCGAAAAGACCAUGAGGUGAAAAUGAUGUGGGCUGAGAUUAAAGAAGAAAAAGAUGCUCGCAAGAGAAAACAAAGAAGAAACAAAGAGCUUGAUGAAAAGCUAGAGAGGAUGACCAAAAAAAAAGAAGAACUGAAAAUCAUGAAGCUUAAAAUGGAAAGAGGAAAAGAUGACACAACAGGUGGAACAAGACUGUCAAGGAUAUCAAUCACUGCAAAUGUUCCAAUGCAACUUUCAUGUACGUGGGUACUUUUUUCUAAAUGGACAGAAAAGUGUAACCAAAUGAAAAGACAGAUUUCUGAUUUCUACAAGACCAAAAAUAAUGAAAAUGCUUGCAUUAAACAUGAAACAAAAAUAACAUUGCAGGCAAAAGAAGACAUUAAAAACAUCAAGGAACAAAUUACCAAACAAAAAGAAUGUAUUCAAGGUGCUUUAAAAAGUGUGAAAAAAAGGGAACAAUGUUUGAUACAUUCAGAAACAGAAAAACUGCUAAGAAACAAAAACCUUCUAGAGGUUCUAAAAGAAAAACUUCAGCAUUUGAGUGAAAGGAUGACUGGUGCCAUUGCAGACAAACUUAGGAGGCUACAAAAGGACAAUGGAAAUGUAGUGAAGCUGGUCAGUCAUUUAGAACAAGAGCAUAUCUCUCUAGAUUCCCUGAAAACACAUAUGCUUUUCUACUCUGAAAUACUGCAGAAGGCAAAAGAAGGAUACAUAUGCCUGAUAACAGACUUUGCCAGGCAACAAGAAGAAACAAGAGAUCAACUGAUGCACCAGCUUGUAUUGGAAAAGCAAGAAAGGGAAACUCUGAAAAACUGGCUGAAGAAAGACAGAGACAAUCUGGAAAGAGAGAAAAAUGGCAUGAAUCAAGAAAAAGAAAACUUGUUGCAGAAACAACAAGAGUGUGAAACCCUAAAAGACGAGCUGAAGAAAGACAGAGACAAUCUGGAAAGGGAAAAAAAUAGCAUCCAUCUAGAAAAAAGGAACUUGAUGCAGAAACAACAAGUGUAUAAAACCCUGAAAGAUGAGCUGAAAAAAGACAGAGACAGUCUGGAAAGAGAGAAAAAUAGCAUACAUCAAGAAAAAGAGAACUUGUUGCAGAAACAACAAGAGUAUGAAACCCUAAAAGACGAGCUGAAGAAAGACAAAGGGAAUGUGGAAAGAGAUAAAAAUGGCAUGAAUCAGGUAAAAGAUUACUUGACGCAGACAAUGUUUGACAUCCAGCAGCAAAUGCAAGUUUUGGAGCAAAAGUUAAGACAUAAAAAGGACAGUCUGCAAAUCACAGCAAGUCGACUAGAAAAGACAAGAACACAUGCUGACAUCCUGUGUGUUGAGGUUAACAAAGACAAAGCAAAAAAUCUGUCCCUUCAGCUUCACAAAAACAGAGACCUACUUGAGAGAGCAAAGAACACAAUUGUCAUAAAGCAAAAAGAACAACAACUGAUGGAAGAGGACAUCAAGAGACAAAUCAAAGAACUACAGUCAAGCCGGUAUGACUUGCAGAGCCAAAGACAAGAACUGGGACUUUUAAGGCAAGAUCUCAACAAUGAGAUAGAAGAGGUCCGGGCUGCAAAGGAGACCAUGAAGGUGAAAAGUGAUCAAAUAAGUCACAUGCAGACUGUCCUUGACACAGAGAGAGAAAUGCUUUGGAACCAGAAAGAUACAAUGGAAGAACAAAUAUUGAAUCUACAUAGGAGAGCUGAUCAAAUUAUGGAAUGUGAAAAGCAUCUACGGGUUCUGAGUAAAAAAAUUAAACAUGUGAGUGAGAGGAUGACUGGUGCCAUUGCAGAUAAACUUAGCAGGCUCCAAAGCGACAAUGGAAAUGUAGUGAAGAUGGUCAGUCAUUUGGAACAAGAGCAUAUCUCUCUAGAUUUCCUGAAAACACAUAUGCUUUUCUACUCUGAAAUACUGCAGAAGGCAAAGGAAGGAUACAUAUGCCUGAUAACAGACUUUGCCAGGCAACAAGAAGAAAUAAGAGAUCAACUGAUGCACCAGCUUGUAUUUGAAAAGCAAGAAAGGGAAACUCUGAAAAACUGGCUAAAGAAAGACAGAGACAAUCUGGAAAGAGAGAAAAAUGGCAUAAAUCAAGAAAAAGAAAAGUUGUUGCAGAAACAACAAGAGUAUGAAACCCUAAAAGAUGAGCUGAAGAAAGACAGAGACAAUCUGGAAAGGGAGAAAAGUAGCAUCCAUCUAGGAAAAAGGAACUUGAUGCAGAAACAACAAGUGUAUGAAACCCUGAAAGACGAGCUGAAAAAAGACAGAGACAGUCUGGAAAGAGAGAAAAAUGGCAUGAAUCAAAUGAAAGAGGACUUGAUGCAGAAACAACAAGAAUAUGAAAUACUGAAAGACGAGCUGAAGAAAGACAUAGACAAUCUGGAAAGAGAUAAAAAUAGCAUACAUCGAGAAAAAGAGAACUUGUUGCAGAAACAACAAGUGUAUGAAACCCUGAAAGACGAGCUGAAGAAAGACAAAGGGAAUGUGGAAAGAGAUAAAAAUGGCAUGAAUCGAGUAAAAGAUUACUUGACGCAGAAAAUGUCCGACAUCCAGCAGCAAAUGCAAGUGUUGAAGCAAAGGUUAAGAGAUGAAAAGGACAGUCUGCAAAUCACAGCAAGUCGACUAGAAAAGACAAGAACACAUGCUGACAUCCUGUGUGUUGAGGUUAACAAAGACAAAGCAAAAAAUCUGUCCCUUCAGCUUCACAAAACCAGAGAGCUACUUGAGAAAGCUAAGAACACAAUUGUCAUAAAGCAAAAAGAACAACAACUGAUGGAAGAGGACAUCAAGAGACAAAUCAAAGAACUACAGUCAAGCCGGUAUGACUUGCAGAGCCAAAGACAAGAACUGGGACUUUUAAGGCAAGAUCUCAACACUGAGAUAGAAGAGGUCUGGGCUGCAAAGGAGACCAUGAAGGUGAAAAGUGAUCAAAUAAGUCACAUGCAGACUGUCCUUGACACAGAGAGAGAAAUGCUUUGGAACCAGAAAGAUACAAUGGAAGAACAAACAUUGAAUCUACAUAGGAGAGCUGAUCAAAUUAUGGAAUGUGAAAAGCAUCUACGGGUUCUGAGUGAAAAAAUUAAGCAUUUGAGUGAGAGGAUGACUGGUGCCAUUGCAGAUAAACUUAGCAGGCUCCAAAACGACAAUGGAAAUGUAGUGAAGAUGGUCAGUCGUUUGGAACAAGAGCAUAUCUCUCUAGAUUCCCUGAAAACACAUAUGCUUUUCUACUCUGAAAUACUGCAGAAGGCAAAGGAAGGAUACAUAUGCCUGAUAACAGACUUUGCCAGGCAACAAGAAGAAAUAAGAGAUCAACUGAUGCACCAGCUUGUAUUGGAAAAGCAAGAAAGGGAAACUCUGAAAAACUGGCUGAAGAAAGACAGAGACAAUCUGGAAAGAGAGAAAAAUGGCAUGAAUCAAGAAAAAGAAAACUUGUUGCAGAAACAACAAGAGUGUGAAACCCUAAAAGACGAGUUGAAGAAAGACAGAGACAAUCUGGAAAGGGAGAAAAAUAGCAUCCAUCUAGAAACAAGGAACUUGAUGCAGAAACAACAAGUGUAUGAAACCCUAAAAGACGAGCUGAAAAAAGACAGAGACAGUCUGGAAAGAGAGAAAAAUGGCAUGAAUCAAACGAAAGAGGACUUGAUGCAGAAACAACAAGAAUAUGAAAUCCUGAAAGACGAGCUGAAGAAAGACAAAGGGAAUGUGGAAAGAGAUAAAAAUGGCAUGAAUCAAGUAAAAGAUUACUUGAAGCAGAAAAUGUCCGACAUCCAGCAGCAAAUGCAAGUGUUGGAGCAAAAGUUAAGAGAUGAAAAGGAUAGUCUGCGAAUCACAGCAAGUCGACUAGAAAAGACAAGAACACAUGCUGACAUCCUGUUUGUUGAGGUUAACAAAGAUAAAGCAAAACAUCUGUCCCUUCAGCGUCACACAACCAGAGACCUACUUGAGAGAGCAAAGAACACAAUUGUCAUAAAGCAAAAAGAACAACAACUGAUUGAAGAGGACAUCAAGAGACAAAUCAAAGAACUACAGUCAAGCCGGUAUGACUUGCAGAGCCAAAGACAAGAACUGGGACUUUUAAGGCAAGAUCUCAACAAUGAGAUAGAAGAGGUCCGGGUCGCAAAGGAGACCAUGAAGGUAAAAAGAGACCAAAUAGGUCAUAUGCAGACUGUUCCUGACACAGAGAGAGAAAUACUUUGGAACCAGAAAGAUACAAUGGAAAAACAAAGAUUGACUCUACAUAGAAAAGCUGAUCAAAUGACAGAAUCUGAAAAGCAUCUAGGGGAUCUAAGAGAAAAAAUUAAGCAUGUGAGUGAGAGAAUGACUGGUGAUAUUGCAGAUAAACUUAGCAGGCUCCAACAGGACAAUGGAAAAGUAGUGAAGCUGGUCAGUCGUUUGGAACAAGAGCAUAUCUCUCUAGAUUCCCUGAAAACACAUAUGCUUUUCUACUCUGAAAUACUGCAGAAGGCAAAGGAAGGAUACAUAUGCCUGAUAACAGACUUUGCCAGGCAACAAGAAGAAAUAAGAGAUCAACUGAUGCACCAGCUUGUAUUGGAAAAGCAAGAAAGGGAAACUCUGAAAAACUGGCUGAAGAAAGACAGAGACAAUCUGGAAAGAGAGAAAAAUGGCAUGAAUCAAGUAAAAGAAAACUUGUUGCAGAAACAACAAGAGUGUGAAACCCUAAAAGACGAGCUGAAGAAAGACAGAGACAAUCUGGAAAGGGAGAAAAAUAGCAUUCAUCUAGAAACAAGGAACUUGAUGCAGAAACAACAAGAGUAUGAAACCCUAAAAGACGAGCUGAAAAAAGACAGAGACAGUCUGGAAAGAGAGAAAAAUGGCAUGAAUCAAACGAAAGAGGACUUGAUGCAGAAACAACAAGAAUAUGAAAUCCUGAAAGACGAGCUGAAGAAAGACAAAGGGAAUGUGGAAAGAGAUAAAAAUGGCAUGAAUCAAGUAAAAGAUUACUUGAAGCAGAAAAUGUCCGACAUCCAGCAGCAAAUGCAAGUGUUGGAGCAAAAGUUAAGAGAUGAAAAGGAUAGUCUGCGAAUCACAGCAAGUCGACUAGAAAAGACAAGAACACAUGCUGACAUCCUGUUUGUUGAGGUUAACAAAGAUAAAGCAAAACAUCUGUCCCUUCAGCGUCACACAACCAGAGACCUACUUGAGAGAGCAAAGAACACAAUUGUCAUAAAGCAAAAAGAACAACAACUGAUGGAAGAGGACAUCAAGAGACAAAUCAAAGAACUACAGUCAAGCCGGUAUGACUUGCAGAGCCAAAGACAAGAACUGGGACUUUUAAGGCAAGAUCUCAACAAUGAGAUAGAAGAGGUCCGGGUCGCAAAGGAGACCAUGAAGGUAAAAAGAGACCAAAUAGGUCAUAUGCAGACUGUUCCUGACACAGAGAGAGAAAUACUUUGGAACCAGAAAGAUACAAUGGAAAAACAAAGAUUGACUCUACAUAGAAAAGCUGAUCAAAUGACAGAAUCUGAAAAGCAUCUAGGGGAUCUAAGAGAAAAAAUUAAGCAUGUGAGUGAGAGAAUGACUGGUGAUAUUGCAGAUAAACUUAGCAGGCUCCAACAGGACAAUGGAAAAGUAGUGAAGCUGGUCAGUCGUUUGGAACAAGAGCAUAUCUCUCUAGAUUCCCUGAAAACACAUAUGCUUUUCUACUCUGAAAUACUGCAGAAGGCAAAGGAAGGAUACAUAUGCCUGAUAACAGACUUUGCCAGGCAACAAGAAGAAAUAAGAGAUCAACUGAUGCACCAGCUUGUAUUGGAAAAGCAAGAAAGGGAAACUCUGAAAAACUGGCUGAAGAAAGACAGAGACAAUCUGGAAAGAGAGAAAAAUGGCAUGAAUCAAGUAAAAGAAAACUUGUUGCAGAAACAACAAGAGUGUGAAACCCUAAAAGACGAGCUGAAGAAAGACAGAGACAAUCUGGAAAGGGAGAAAAAUAGCAUCCAUCUAGAAAAAAGGAACUUGAUGCAGAAACAACAAGAGUAUGAAACCCUAAAAGACGAGCUGAAAAAAGACAGAGACAGUCUGGAAAGAGAGAAAAAUGGCAUGAAUCAAACGAAAGAGGACUUGAUGCAGAAACAACAAGAAUAUGAAAUCCUGAAAGACGAGCUGAAGAAAGACAAAGGGAAUGUGGAAAGAGAUAAAAAUGGCAUGAAUCAAGUAAAAGAUUACUUGAAGCAGAAAAUGUCCGACAUCCAGCAGCAAAUGCAAGUGUUGGAGCAAAAGUUAAGAGAUGAAAAGGAUAGUCUGCGAAUCACAGCAAGUCGACUAGAAAAGACAAGAACACAUGCUGACAUCCUGUCUGUUGAGGUUAACAAAGAUAAAGCAAAACAUCUGUCCCUUCAGCGUCACACAACCAGAGACCUACUUGAGAGAGCAAAGAACACAAUUGUCAUAAAGCAAAAAGAACAACAACUGAUGGAAGAGGACAUCAAGAGACAAAUCAAAGAACUACAGUCAAGCCGGUAUGACUUGCAGAGCCAAAGACAAGAACUGGGACUUUUAAUGCAAGAUCUCAACACUGAGAUAGAAGAGGUCCGGGUCGCAAAGGAGACCAUGAAGGUAAAAAGAGACCAAAUAGGUCAUAUGCAGACUGUUCCUGACACAGAGAGAGAAAUACUUUGGAACCAGAAAGAUACAAUGGAAAAACAAAGAUUGACUCUACAUAGAAAAGCUGAUCAAAUGACAGAAUCUGAAAAGCAUCUAGGGGAUCUGAGAGAAAAAAUUAAGCAUGUGAGUGAGAGAAUGACUGGUGAUAUUGCAGAUAAACUUAGCAGGCUCCAACAGGACAAUGGAAAAGUAGUGAAGCUGGUCAGUCGUUUGGAACAAGAGCAUAUCUCUCUAGAUUCCCUGAAAACACAUAUGCUUUUCUACUCUGAAAUACUGCAGAAGGCAAAGGAAGGAUACAUAUGCCUGAUAACAGACUUUGCCAGGCAACAAGAAGAAAUAAGAGAUCAACUGAUGCACCAGCUUGUAUUGGAAAAGCAAGAAAGGGAAACUCUGAAAAACUGGCUGAAGAAAGACAGAGACAAUCUGGAAAGAGAGAAAAAUGGCAUGAAUCAAGAAAAAGAAAACUUGUUGCAGAAACAACAAGAGUGUGAAACCCUAAAAGACGAGCUGAAGAAAGACAGAGACAAUCUGGAAAGGGAGAAAAAUAGCAUCCAUCUAGAAAAAAGGAACUUGAUGCAGAAACAACAAGAGUAUGAAACCCUAAAAGACGAGCUGAAAAAAGACAGAGACAGUCUGGAAAGAGAGAAAAAUGGCAUGAAUCAAACGAAAGAGGACUUGAUGCAGAAACAACAAGAAUAUGAAAUCCUGAAAGACGAGCUGAAGAAAGACAAAGGGAAUGUGGAAAGAGAUAAAAAUGGCAUGAAUCAAGUAAAAGAUUACUUGAAGCAGAAAAUGUCCGACAUCCAGCAGCAAAUGCAAGUGUUGGAGCAAAAGUUAAGAGAUGAAAAGGAUAGUCUGCGAAUCACAGCAAGUCGACUAGAAAAGACAAGAACACAUGCUGACAUCCUGUCUGUUGAGGUUAACAAAGAUAAAGCAAAACAUCUGUCCCUUCAGCGUCACACAACCAGAGACCUACUUGAGAGAGCAAAGAACACAAUUGUCAUAAAGCAAAAAGAACAACAACUGAUGGAAGAGGACAUCAAGAGACAAAUCAAAGAACUACAGUCAAGCCGGUAUGACUUGCAGAGCCAAAGACAAGAACUGGGACUUUUAAUGCAAGAUCUCAACACUGAGAUAGAAGAGGUCCGGGUCGCAAAGGAGACCAUGAAGGUAAAAAGAGACCAAAUAGGUCAUAUGCAGACUGUUCCUGACACAGAGAGAGAAAUACUUUGGAACCAGAAAGAUACAAUGGAAAAACAAAGAUUGACUCUACAUAGAAAAGCUGAUCAAAUGACAGAAUCUGAAAAGCAUCUAGGGGAUCUGAGAGAAAAAAUUAAGCAUGUGAGUGAGAGAAUGACUGGUGAUAUUGCAGAUAAACUUAGCAGGCUCCAACAGGACAAUGGAAAAGUAGUGAAGCUGGUCAGUCGUUUGGAACAAGAGCAUAUCUCUCUAGAUUCCCUGAAAACACAUAUGCUUUUCUACUCUGAAAUACUGCAGAAGGCAAAGGAAGGAUACAUAUGCCUGAUAACAGACUUUGCCAGGCAACAAGAAGAAAUAAGAGAUCAACUGAUGCACCAGCUUGUAUUGGAAAAGCAAGAAAGGGAAACUCUGAAAAACUGGCUGAAGAAAGACAGAGACAAUCUGGAAAGAGAGAAAAAUGGCAUGAAUCAAGAAAAAGAAAACUUGUUGCAGAAACAACAAGAGUGUGAAACCCUAAAAGACGAGCUGAAGAAAGACAGAGACAAUCUGGAAAGGGAGAAAAAUAGCAUCCAUCUAGAAAAAAGGAACUUGAUGCAGAAACAACAAGAGUAUGAAACCCUAAAAGACGAGCUGAAGAAAGACAAAGGGAAUGUGGAAAGAGAUAAAAAUGGCAUGAAUCAAGUAAAAGAUUACUUGACGCAGAAAAUGUCCGACAUCCAGCAGCAAAUGCAAGUGUUGAAGCAAAGGUUAAGAGAUGAAAAGGACAGUCUGCAAAUCACAGCAAGUCGACUAGAAAAGACAAGAACACAUGCUGACAUCCUGUGUGUUGAGGUUAACAAAGACAAAGCAAAAAAUCUGUCCCUUCAGCUUCACAAAACCAGAGACCUACUUGAGAAAGCUAAGAACACAAUUGUCAUAAAGCAAAAAGAACAACAACUGAUGGAAGAGGACAUCAAGAGACAAAUCAAAGAACUACAGUCAAGCCGGUAUGACUUGCAGAGACAAAGACAAGAACUGGGACUUUUAAGGCAAGAUCUCAACAAUGAGAUAGAAGAGGUCCGGGCUGCAAAGGAGACCAUGAAGGUGAAAAGUGAUCAAAUAAGUCACAUGCAGACUGUCCUUGACACAGAGAGAGAAAUGCUUUGGAACCAGAAAGAUACAAUGGAAGAACAAAUAUUGAAUCUACAUAGGAGAGCUGAUCAAAUUAUGGAAUGUGAAAAGCAUCUACGGGUUCUGAAUGAAAAAAUUAAGCAUUUGAGUGAGAGGAUGACUGGUGCCAUUGCAGAUAAACUUAGCAGGCUCCAAAACGACAAUGGAAAUGUAGUGAAGAUGGUCAGUCAUUUGCAACAAGAGCAUAUCUCUCUAGAUUCCCUGAAAACACAUAUGCUUUUCUACUCUGAAAUACUGCAGAAGGCAAAGGAAGGAUACAUAUGCCUGAUAACAGACUUUGCCAGGCAACAAGAAGAAAUAAGAGAUCAACUGAUGCACCAGCUUGUAUUGGAAAAGCAAGAAAGGGAAACUCUGAAAAACUGGCUGAAGAAAGACAGAGACAAUCUGGAAAGAGAGAAAAAUGGCAUGAAUCAAGAAAAAGAAAACUUGUUGCAGAAACAACAAGAGUGUGAAACCCUAAAAGACGAGCUGAAGAAAGACAGAGACAAUCUGGAAAGGGAGAAAAAUAGCAUCCAUCUAGAAAGAAGGAACUUGAUGCAGAAACAACAAGAGUAUGAAACCCUAAAAGACGAGCUGAAAAAAGACAGAGACAGUCUGGAAAGAGAGAGAAAUGGCAUGAAUCAAAUGAAAGAGGGCUUGAUGCAGAAACAACAAGAAUAUGAAAUCCUGAAAGACGAGCUGAAGAAAGACAAAGGGAAUGUGGAAAGAGAUAAAAAUGGCAUGAAUCAAGUAAAAGAUUACUUGAAGCAGAAAAUGUCCGACAUCCAGCAGCAAAUGCAAGUGUUGGAGCAAAAGUUAAGAGAUGAAAAGGAUAGUCUGCGAAUCACAGCAAGUCGACUAGAAAAGACAAGAACACAUGCUGACAUCCUGUUUGUUGAGGUUAACAAAGAUAAAGCAAAACAUCUGUCCCUUCAGCUUCACACAACCAGAGACCUACUUGAGAGAGCAAAGAACACAAUUGUCAUAAAGCAAAAAGAACAACAACUGAUGGAAGAGGACAUCAAGAGACAAAUCAAAGAACUGCAGUCAAGCCGGUAUGACUUGCAGAGCCAAAGACAAGAACUGGGACUUUUAAGGCAAGAUCUCAACAAUGAGAUAGAAGAGGUCCGGGCUGCAAAGGAGACCAUGAAGGUGAAAAGUGAUCAAAUAAGUCACAUGCAGACUGUCCUUGACACAGAGAGAGAAAUGCUUUGGAACCAGAAAGAUACAAUGGAAGAACAAAUAUUGAAUCUACAUAGGAGAGCUGAUCAAAUUAUGGAAUGCGAAAAGCAUCUACGGGUUCUGAGUGAAAAAAUUAAGCAUGUGAGUGAGAGGAUGACUGGUGCCAUUGCAGAUAAACUUAGCAGGCUCCAAAGCGACAAUGGAAAUGUAGUGAAGAUGGUCAGUCAUUUGGAACAAGAGCAUAUCUCUCUAGAUUCCCUGAAAACACAUAUGCUUUUCUACUCUGAAAUACUGCAGAAGGCAAAGGAAGGAUACAUAUGCCUGAUAACAGACUUUGCCAGGCAACAAGAAGAAAUAAGAGAUCAACUGAUGCACCAGCUUGUAUUGGAAAAGCAAGAAAGGGAAACUCUGAAAAACUGGCUGAAGAAAGACAGAGACAAUCUGGAAAGAGAGAAAAAUGGCAUGAAUCAAGAAAAAGAAAACCUGUUGCAGAAACGACAAGAGUGUGAAACCCUAAAAGACGAGCUGAAGAAAGACAGAGACAAUCUGGAAAGGGAGAAAAAUAGCAUCCAUCUAGAAAAAAGGAACUUGAUGCAGAAACAACAAGAGUAUGAAACCCUAAAAGACGAGCUGAAAAAAGACAGAGACAGUCUGGAAAGAGAGAGAAAUGGCAUGAAUCAAAUGAAAGAGGGCUUGAUGCAGAAACAACAAGAAUAUGAAAUCCUGAAAGACGAGCUGAAGAAAGACAAAGGGAAUGUGGAAAGAGAUAAAAAUGGCAUGAAUCAAGUAAAAGAUUACUUGAAGCAGAAAAUGUCCGACAUCCAGCAGCAAAUGCAAGUGUUGGAGCAAAAGUUAAGAGAUGAAAAGGAUAGUCUGCGAAUCACAGCAAGUCGACUAGAAAAGACAAGAACACAUGCUGACAUCCUGUUUGUUGAGGUUAACAAAGAUAAAGCAAAACAUCUGUCCCUUCAGCUUCACACAACCAGAGACCUACUUGAGAGAGCAAAGAACACAAUUGUCAUAAAGCAAAAAGAACAACAACUGAUGGAAGAGGACAUCAAGAGACAAAUCAAAGAACUGCAGUCAAGCCGGUAUGACUUGCAGAGCCAAAGACAAGAACUGGGACUUUUAAGGCAAGAUCUCAACAAUGAGAUAGAAGAGGUCCGGGCUGCAAAGGAGACCAUGAAGGUGAAAAGUGAUCAAAUAAGUCACAUGCAGACUGUCCUUGACACAGAGAGAGAAAUGCUUUGGAACCAGAAAGAUACAAUGGAAGAACAAAUAUUGAAUCUACAUAGGAGAGCUGAUCAAAUUAUGGAAUGCGAAAAGCAUCUACGGGUUCUGAGUGAAAAAAUUAAGCAUGUGAGUGAGAGGAUGACUGGUGCCAUUGCAGAUAAACUUAGCAGGCUCCAAAGCGACAAUGGAAAUGUAGUGAAGAUGGUCAGUCAUUUGGAACAAGAGCAUAUCUCUCUAGAUUCCCUGAAAACACAUAUGCUUUUCUACUCUGAAAUACUGCAGAAGGCAAAGGAAGGAUACAUAUGCCUGAUAACAGACUUUGCCAGGCAACAAGAAGAAAUAAGAGAUCAACUGAUGCACCAGCUUGUAUUGGAAAAGCAAGAAAGGGAAACUCUGAAAAACUGGCUGAAGAAAGACAGAGACAAUCUGGAAAGAGAGAAAAAUGGCAUGAAUCAAGAAAAAGAAAACUUGUUGCAGAAACAACAAGAGUGUGAAACCCUAAAAGACGAGCUGAAGAAAGACAGAGACAAUCUGGAAAGGGAGAAAAAUAGCAUCCAUCUAGAAAAAAGGAACUUGAUGCAGAAACAACAAGAGUAUGAAACCCUAAAAGACGAGCUGAAAAAAGACAGAGACAGUCUGGAAAGAGAGAGAAAUGGCAUGAAUCAAAUGAAAGAGGGCUUGAUGCAGAAACAACAAGAAUAUGAAAUCCUGAAAGACGAGCUGAAGAAAGACAAAGGGAAUGUGGAAAGAGAUAAAAAUGGCAUGAAUCAAGUAAAAGAUUACUUGAAGCAGAAAAUGUCCGACAUCCAGCAGCAAAUGCAAGUGUUGGAGCAAAAGUUAAGAGAUGAAAAGGAUAGUCUGCGAAUCACAGCAAGUCGACUAGAAAAGACAAGAACACAUGCUGACAUCCUGUUUGUUGAGGUUAACAAAGAUAAAGCAAAACAUCUGUCCCUUCAGCUUCACACAACCAGAGACCUACUUGAGAGAGCAAAGAACACAAUUGUCAUAAAGCAAAAAGAACAACAACUGAUGGAAGAGGACAUCAAGAGACAAAUCAAAGAACUGCAGUCAAGCCGGUAUGACUUGCAGAGCCAAAGACAAGAACUGGGACUUUUAAGGCAAGAUCUCAACAAUGAGAUAGAAGAGGUCCGGGCUGCAAAGGAGACCAUGAAGGUGAAAAGUGAUCAAAUAAGUCACAUGCAGACUGUCCUUGACACAGAGAGAGAAAUGCUUUGGAACCAGAAAGAUACAAUGGAAGAACAAAUAUUAAAUCUACAUAGGAGAGCUGAUCAAAUUAUGGAAUGCGAAAAGCAUCUACGGGUUCUGAGUGAAAAAAUUAAGCAUGUGAGUGAGAGGAUGACUGGUGCCAUUGCAGAUAAACUUAGCAGGCUCCAAAGCGACAAUGGAAAUGUAGUGAAGAUGGUCAGUCAUUUGGAACAAGAGCAUAUCUCUCUAGAUUCCCUGAAAACACAUAUGCUUUUCUACUCUGAAAUACUGCAGAAGGCAAAGGAAGGAUACAUAUGCCUGAUAACAGACUUUGCCAGGCAACAAGAAGAAAUAAGAGAUCAACUGAUGCACCAGCUUGUAUUGGAAAAGCAAGAAAGGGAAACUCUGAAAAACUGGCUGAAGAAAGACAGAGACAAUCUGGAAAGAGAGAAAAAUGGCAUGAAUCAAGAAAAAGAAAACUUGUUGCAGAAACAACAAAAGUGUGAAACCCUAAAAGACGAGCUGAAGAAAGACAGAGACAAUCUGGAAAGGGAGAAAAAUAGCAUCCAUCUAGAAAAAAGGAACUUGAUGCAGAAACAACAAGAGUAUGAAACCCUAAAAGACGAGCUGAAGAAAGACAGAGACAAUCUGGAAAGGGAGAAAAAUAGCAUCCAUCUAGAAAAAAGGAACUUGAUGCAGAAACAACAAGAGUAUGAAACCCUAAAAGACGAGCUGAAAAAAGACAGAGACAGUCUGGAAAGACAGAAAAAUGGCAUGAAUCAAAUGAAAGAGGACUUGAUGCAGAAACAACAAGAAUAUGAAAUCCUGAAAGACGAGCUGAAGAAAGACAAAGGGAAUGUGGAAAGAGAUAAAAAUGGCAUGAAUCAAGUAAAAGAUUACUUGACGCAGAAAAUGUCCGACAUCCAGCAGCAAAUGCAAGUGUUGAAGCAAAGGUUAAAAUAUGAAAAGGACAGUCUGCAAAUCACAGCAAGUCGACUAGAAAAGACAAGAACACAUGCUGACAUCCUGUGUGUUGAGGUAAACAAACACAAAGCAAAAAAUCUGUCCCUUCAGCUUCACAAAACCAGAGACCUACUUGAGAAAGCUAAGAACACAAUUGUCAUAAAGCAAAAAGAACAACAACUGAUGGAAGAGGACAUCAAGAGACAAAUCAAAGAACUACAGUCAAGCCGGUAUGACUUGCAGAGCCAAAGACAAGAACUGGGACUUUUAAGGCAAGAUCUCAACAAUGAGAUAGAAGAGGUCCGGGCUGCAAAGGAGACCAUGAAGGUGAAAAGUGAUCAAAUAAGUCACAUGCAGACUGUCCUUGACACAGAGAGAGAAAUGCUUUGGAACCAGAAAGAUACAAUGGAAGAACAAAUAUUAAAUCUACAUAGGAGAGCUGAUCAAAUUAUGGAAUGCGAAAAGCAUCUACGGGUUCUGAGUGAAAAAAUUAAGCAUGUGAGUGAGAGGAUGACUGGUGCCAUUGCAGAUAAACUUAGCAGGCUCCAAAGCGACAAUGGAAAUGUAGUGAAGAUGGUCAGUCAUUUGGAACAAGAGCAUAUCUCUCUAGAUUCCCUGAAAACACAUAUGCUUUUCUACUCUGAAAUACUGCAGAAGGCAAAGGAAGGAUACAUAUGCCUGAUAACAGACUUUGCCAGGCAACAAGAAGAAAUAAGAGAUCAACUGAUGCACCAGCUUGUAUUGGAAAAGCAAGAAAGGGAAACUCUGAAAAACUGGCUGAAGAAAGACAGAGACAAUCUGGAAAGAGAGAAAAAUGGCAUGAAUCAAGAAAAAGAAAACUUGUUGCAGAAACAACAAGAGUGUGAAACCCUAAAAGACGAGCUGAAGAAAGACAGAGACAAUCUGGAAAGGGAGAAAAAUAGCAUCCAUCUAGAAAAAAGGAACUUGAUGCAGAAACAACAAGAGUAUGAAACCCUAAAAGACGAGCUGAAGAAAGACAGAGACAAUCUGGAAAGGGAGAAAAAUAGCAUCCAUCUAGAAAAAAGGAACUUGAUGCAGAAACAACAAGAGUAUGAAACCCUAAAAGACGAGCUGAAAAAAGACAGAGACAGUCUGGAAAGACAGAAAAAUGGCAUGAAUCAAAUGAAAGAGGACUUGAUGCAGAAACAACAAGAAUAUGAAAUCCUGAAAGACGAGCUGAAGAAAGACAAAGGGAAUGUGGAAAGAGAUAAAAAUGGCAUGAAUCAAGUAAAAGAUUACUUGACGCAGAAAAUGUCCGACAUCCAGCAGCAAAUGCAAGUGUUGAAGCAAAGGUUAAGAUAUGAAAAGGACAGUCUGCAAAUCACAGCAAGUCGACUAGAAAAGACAAGAACACAUGCUGACAUCCUGUGUGUUGAGGUAAACAAACACAAAGCAAAAAAUCUGUCCCUUCAGCUUCACAAAACCAGAGACCUACUUGAGAAAGCUAAGAACACAAUUGUCAUAAAGCAAAAAGAACAACAACUGAUGGAAGAGGACAUCAAGAGACAAAUCAAAGAACUACAGUCAAGCCGGUAUGACUGGCAGAGCCAAAGACAAGAACUGGGACUUUUAAGGCAAGAUCUCAACAAUGAGAUAGAAGAGGUCCGGGCUGCAAAGGAGACCAUGAAGGUGAAAAGUGAUCAAAUAAGUCACAUGCAGACUGUCCUUGACACAGAGAGAGAAAUGCUUUGGAACCAGAAAGAUACAAUGGAAGAACAAAUAUUGAAUCUACAUAGGAGAGCUGAUCAAAUUAUGGAAUGCGAAAAGCAUCUACGGGUUCUGAGUGAAAAAAUUAAGCAUGUGAGUGAGAGGAUGACUGGUGCAAUUGCAGAUGACCUUAGCAGGCUCCAAAACGACAAUGGAAAUGUAGUGAAGAUGGUCAGUCAUUUGCAACAAGAGCACAUCUCUCUAGAUUCCCUGAAAACACAUAUGCUUUUCUACUCUGAAAUACUGCAGAAGGCAAAGGAAGGAUACAAAUGCCUGAUAACAGACUUUGCCAGGCAACAAGAAGAAAUAAGAGAUCAACUGGUGCACCAGCUUGUAUUGAAAAAGCAAGAAAGGGAAACUCUGAAAAACUGGCUGAAGAAAGACAGAGACAAUCUGGAAAGAGAGAAAAAUGGCAUGAAUCAAGAAAAAGAAAACUUGUUGCAGAAACAACAAGAGUAUGAAACCCUAAAAGACAAGCUGAAGAAAGACAGAGACAAUCUGGAAAGGGAGAAAAAUAGCAUCCAUCUAGAAAAAAGGAACUUGAUGCAGAAACAACAAGAGUAUGAAAUCCUGAAAGACGAGCUGAAGAAAGACAAAGGGAAUGUGGAAAGAGAUAAAAAUGGCAUGAAUCAAGUAAAAGAUUACUUGAAGCAGAAAAUGUCCGACAUCCAGCAGCAAAUGCAAGUGUUGGAGCAAAAGUUAAGAGAUGAAAAGGAUAGUCUGCGAAUCACAGCAAGUCGACUAGAAAAGACAAGAACACAUGCUGACAUCCUGUGUGUUGAGGUUAACAAAGACAAAGCAAAAAAUCUGUCCCUUCAGCUUCACAAAACCAGAGACCUACUUGAGAAAGCUAAGAACACAAUUGUCAUAAAGCAAAAAGAACAACAACUGAUGGAAGAGGACAUCAAGAGACAAAUCAAAGAACUACAGUCAAGCCGGUAUGACUUGCAGAGCCAAAGACAAGAACUGGGACUUUUAAGGCAAGAUCUCAACAAUGAGAUAGAAGAGGUCCGGGCUGCAAAGGAGACCAUGAAGGUGAAAAGUGAUCAAAUAAGUCACAUGCAGACUGUCCUUGACACAGAGAGAGAAAUGCUUUGGAACCAGAAAGAUACAAUGGAAGAACAAAUAUUGAAUCUACAUAGGAGAGCUGAUCAAAUUAUGGAAUGCGAAAAGCAUCUACAGGUUCUGAGUGAAAAAAUUAAGCAUGUGAGUGAGAGGAUGACUGGUGCCAUUGCAGAUAAACUUAGCAGGCUCCAAAGCGACAAUGGAAAUGUAGUGAAGAUGGUCAGUCAUUUGGAACAAGAGCAUAUCUCUCUAGAUUCCCUGAAAACACAUAUGCUUUUCUACUCUGAAAUACUGCAGAAGGCAAAGGAAGGAUACAUAUGCCUGAUAACAGACUUUGCCAGGCAACAAGAAGAAAUAAGAGAUCAACUGAUGCACCAGCUUGUAUUGGAAAAGCAAGAAAGGGAAACUCUGAAAAACUGGCUGAAGAAAGACAGAGACAAUCUGGAAAGAGAGAAAAAUGGCAUGAAUCAAGAAAAAGAAAACUUGUUGCAGAAACAACAAGAGUGUGAAACCCUAAAAGACGAGCUGAAGAAAGACAGAGACAAUCUGGAAAGGGAAAAAAAUAGCAUCCAUCUAGAAAAAAGGAACUUGAUGCAGAAAACAACAAGAGUAUGA